This is a messenger RNA of Solanum dulcamara, 3019 nucleotides long. RefSeq lists its product as uncharacterized. The record is from RefSeq and is a predicted model, not a curated record. Lineage: Eukaryota; Viridiplantae; Streptophyta; Magnoliopsida; Solanales; Solanaceae. The coding region runs from base 779 to 2872 and encodes 697 amino acids. The transcript has 4 exons.
AGAUUAAGGAAAAAACAAUGAUUGAGCUUACAAGACUUGGUCAAUAAUACAUUUAGUUCAUCUGAGUUGUUCUGUUUGUUUUCAUUAGCUGAUUACUGAACUGUUUGGCCUGCUGAAAAAAAAAAAUCUCUUCUUUCUUUAUGGUGUCUUCACCUGAGUACUGUAGGUUUAUUCUUCGCUCUUUAAGAUUGAGUGUAGAGAAAAUUACAUUAGCAAUUUUGGCAUGAUACUGUAUUAUGGGGUGCAAACUCUAUAUUAGAUCUUAAGUGAAGCUGAUCACAGGAAAUGUGGUGAGAAAUUUUACUUUUUCAGCAAGUGUUGCUUAUCUGAUCUUGAACUAGGAUGGCUACUUAACCAACAAGAACUUCCUGGUUCAGGGUCAUAUAGUGCUAUUCGCACGAGAUUCUUAGGAUUUUAGUUAACAUAAUGGAGGAACUAACGGACGAUUAUUAGAAUUUUGUAUUGUAAUGGACUGGGAGAUAUGAUAUUAUGUUGAAUGUGAAAAUCUUGAAAAUUUGGUGUUGUACAACAGAAAAGUAUGUUCCUUGUCAUUUCAUAGUGUGAUCAUUCUUUGUAAGAUUUGUAGAUGAGAAUCUGUCUCAUCACUGAUUAUUUCUUCUGCUUUAUCUUCUACCUUUUGUGUUCUUUUAAGUGGUGAAAGCAUGAAACCACAGGAUUGGAGUAGCAAUGUGGAAGGUCCUUGCAACAGUUGACAAUCCAUAAACUUGCGAAACUCAAUUGAACUGCUGAUUAAGACUUCAUUUCUUGAGAGGCCAUAAUGUUGUUUAGUAACGAUUAUGAUCUGAGUUUAUCAUUGAAGUAUAAGGAACCUGUGAAGGAUGCUUUCAAGGAGACAUUACUCAGGCAGGAUCAUACAUUCAAGAAGCAGGUUUAUGAACUUCAUCACCUGUACUACACACAAAAGGACACGAUGAAGGAUUUGAGCUGGAAAGAGUUGGAUGGAGCUUAUAUUAGCAGAGGAGGACAACAAGGAAAUCCAGUUGCAUUUGGAAAUUUUAGCAGACCAUCUAUGUCUGUUGAUCCGAAGAGACUUUGCAGCAUCCCUAAGGUGUUCAGCUUGUUGCAAGAGCAGCAAGGCACCUUUCCAGGGUUCCAGCAACGGCUUUCAAAUCCUCAAAUUUGUCCCACUCAUUAUCUUGAACAUAUUGAUAGGGGGAACUUGAAUAAGAGACUUGGUUUCUGCAAUAGUUUAGAGAAUUCAAUCGAGAAAAACCAUUAUUACCAUGGUGGUGUAGCACAUCAUUUUGAGGAGGUUAAUCUGUCAUUGAGCAUUGGUAGGAACAAUUUGAAAACAAGUGUCAGUACAAAGACCUUUAAUCAUAUAAUAGAUUUAGAGAAAUCAGAUGCUACUCUGCGUGAUACCAAAACAGGUGGCAGAAUAAAGACUUGGAAUAAUUUUAUUGAUUUAGAGGAAUCAGACCAAACAGUGUCCAAUGCAGAACUAAAGCCACGGUCUCCUCUGGGUUCUGCUCUUGUUUCUUAUUCUGGAUAUAAGCGUGAUUACCAAUGCAUCCACAGCUUCACAAACAACAUUACAGAUAAUUGGUUUGAUGGGACUACAAGAAAUUAUUUUGUUCCAGAUGGAAGCACAAGUUGUCUUGACAAGAACCCUUUAGCUGAAGGAGUUGAACAAUGUGAGCAGCCUCUCAUUUCUGGAGAUAUAUCAGGAAAAGGCAAAGUUCUUUUUUCUGAUGAACGAGCUUUUCUAGACCUUAACAAAUCCAUAUUUGAUGAUUCUUUUCAAUCAGAUGAUCCUAGCUUGGCAUGUUCUUCAAGUAGUGCUUCCUCAAGGGAGUCGCACGGACUGACUGGCGAACCUCGUGGGAGCACCUUUCCCACUGCUUCUUGGAGAGAGCAAGAUGAUGGCUGUCCGAAUGAGACCUCUGCUUUUGUUCCCCAAAAAAUCCUUAAUUCUGUGACUAGUAGCAGCCAUGGUUAUACAAGAAUGGAAAAUAUUGGAGUUGAACAGUUCUUGAUAAACCUCAAUCAGCCACUUUCAAACAGUAGUGGAAAUCCUUGCAGACUCAUUAUUGAAUACGAAAAAGAUGACUUGACUGUCAAAUUUCCGGACAGUGAUGAUCAAGUUCCUAGUACACCAGAAAACAAAAGCAAGAAAGCCAAGCAUGAUCCAAUGUCUUCUCCUGAAUAUAAGACACAAGAUUUUGUCAAGGAUAGUGGUCCUGAUAGAUCUCUUUCGUCAUGCAAAUCUUCUUGUUUUGAGGAUAUCUCAAGUGGCAUAGAGACCAUGCAAUCCAGAGCUCAGUUGAAAAAAUCAAGUACCAAAAAAUCUGAAACACUUAAAGCAAAUGUAUCUCCACGCCAGGAGGAUGUCGACUCUCCCAGUAACAGUGAUAACCAAAUGGGAGAAACAUCAGAAGUCGAUGGUCAGAUCAUAAGAGGAGCAGUGUCCCUCAUUUAUCUUGCACUGGAAUGUUCUGAACCAAGCGCUUCUAUUAGCAUGAACAAGAUUGAAGGUGAUCAAAAUACGGAACAACAACAGUGCUCGUCAGACACUUUUGAAGAAAUGGUGCUCAAACAACGUGAAAGCUCCAUUGACGACUGUUGUGUGACCUCAAAUGCAUUUGAAUUCAAUGCCAUGGAGAGAAAAGACUACGGAAUAGCAUUGAAGAGAGGAAGGAGAAUGAAAGAUUUUCGGAGGGAUAUUAUGCCAACCUUGGCAACACUUUCUAGGCAUGAGAUUUGUGAGGAUAUAAAGAUUAUGGAGACAGCACUUAGAUCAAGAAAAUACAAGAAACUGAGGUCCAAAAUGACUGAUGGAAACAAGUGGUUCAAUCCUGUGAGAAAUAGGAGAUCCAGACUCAACUAUGUAGGCCGUAAGUAUUAUUCAUGAAUUAUUGAUUUCAUGAUCAUUGAUAGGAGGAAACAGUGACAAAUUUAGCAAAGAAAAUUGGAUCAAGGAGUUGUUAUGGAACUUGUGACUCUUGACCAUGAUACUAUGUUUUGACAUCUAUGUUAAGAGUUCAAUUUUGGGUCAUAA